UCAAUAUGGCCGACGAAAUUGUUUUAAAUUUUCGCGAUAGUUUGUUACGAAGAUCUGACGUUAAGUUGCUCGAUGAAAGGCAAUGGUUAAAUGAUAAAAUCAUAGGCUUCAUGUUUGAAUAUUUCGAGUAUGUCCAGUUCGAAAAACUUGAGAAUGCUAUUUUUAUUAAUCCAGACGUAGCUCAGUAUAUUAAAUUAUGCGAAGAAGGAGGAUUGGCAUCUUUCCUUGAGCCAUUAAGCCUCGACAAAAAGAAGAUAAUAUUUCUUCCGGUGAAUAGUAAUACCGUUCCUGAUGCCAUUGGAGGCGAUCAUUGGAGUCUGUUGGUUUAUGAUGCAGAUAAAAACGCUUUCAAACAUUACGACUCCUUAGCAACAAGCAAUCUCGAUGACGCUCGUCAGAUUAGCCGCGCUCUUGAACCUUUUCUAAAAGCCAAAACGAAAAUUGAUUUUACUGACGAACGCUGUCCGCAACAACUAAACACAUACGACUGUGGAAUGUACGUCGUUUGUAUCACAGAAGAAUUGUGCAAGCAGUUGGAAGAUGAUACGAAAUGCGACGCGCAAGUUAGUGUAAGUGGUGACUUUGUUACGCAAAACGAAAGGACAUCAAAAACUCAUUGAUAAUUUAAGAAAAAUUUAAAAAUUCAAGGGUUAUAAAAACUUUGAAUAUUCUUAGAAUUUCAGGGUCACGAAAUAACUUCGAUUAUUUAUAAAAGUAUUGUGUAAAGAAGCAUGUGGUUUCCAUUUGAUGAAAAAUUUGUAUUUAAUUUUCUAUUUAUAUAUGAAUGAACGACCAGAUCAUACUA
Messenger RNA from Xenia sp. Carnegie-2017, 805 nucleotides. RefSeq names its product sentrin-specific protease 8-like. The coding region runs from base 6 to 620 and encodes 204 amino acids. The record is from RefSeq and is a predicted model, not a curated record. Gene Ontology annotation, biological process: proteolysis. Gene Ontology annotation, molecular function: cysteine-type peptidase activity; deNEDDylase activity. The transcript has 6 exons. NCBI's taxonomy places the organism in Eukaryota, Metazoa, Cnidaria, Anthozoa, Malacalcyonacea, Xeniidae.